Messenger RNA from Trichosurus vulpecula (common brushtail), 1035 nucleotides. RefSeq names its product photoreceptor outer segment membrane glycoprotein 2-like. Gene Ontology annotation, biological process: visual perception. Lineage: Eukaryota; Metazoa; Chordata; Mammalia; Diprotodontia; Phalangeridae. Gene Ontology annotation, cellular component: membrane. The record is from RefSeq and is a predicted model, not a curated record. Bases 1 to 1035 code for a protein of 344 amino acids. The transcript is spliced from 3 exons.
AUGGCUGUCCUUAAAGUGACCUUCACCAAAUACAAACGGAACAAGCUGGCCCAGAUACUGUGGCUUCUUAACUGGUUGUCUGUGAUGACAGGAGUCAUACUUUUCAGUCUUGGUCUUCUCCUAAAAGUUGAGAUCAAGAAGCGAAUUGAGGUGUUGGCCAAGGGGGAAAUCAGUUCUGCCUCCAACAUGCUCAUGUCAGUGGGUCUCAUUGCCUGUGUCAUCAAUUUCCUUGGUGGCAAGAUCUGUUAUGACUGUUCUGAUGUGCACAGGUAUAGACGCUGGAGACUGGUCCUGCUGCCCUACAUUGCCUUUGCCUUCUGUUUCACGUUCUGCCUCCUCGUAAGUGCAUUUAUGUGCUACACCACGAGGAAGGAACUCGAGGAAUCUUUGUACCUGGGUCUAAGAGAAGCUGUCAGAUUCUACAAGGACACAGAUAUCCCAGGACGUUGCUUCCUGAAGAAGGCCAUCGAUGUGCUACAGAUUCAGUUUCAGUGCUGCGGCAACAGCAGUUUCAGGGACUGGUUUGAGAUCCAGUGGAUAUCGGCACGAUACCUGAACAUGGCAUCGAGGGAGGUUGUGGACCGCCUGAAGAACAACAUCGAUGGGAAGUUCUUGGUGGAUGGUGUUCCUUUUAGUUGCUGCAACCCCAACUCCCCACGACCUUGUAUCCAGCACCAGCUUACCAACAACACUGCCCAUUACAACUAUGAUUUUCUCACUGAGGAGCUGAAUGUCUGGAUGAGGGGCUGCCGUGAAGCCCUGUUAGAUUACUAUACCCACCUCAUGCGCUCCAUUGGAUUGGUGGUGCUUAUCAUCUGGUUAUUUGAGCUCUGUGUUCUCAUUGGUGUUCGAUACCUACAAACAGCACUGAAGAAUGUACCGCUGGAUGAACCUGAGUUGGAUUCCGAUGGGUGGCUCCUUGAAAACAGCUUUGUAGAAACUGUCAAGUACAAUUUGAAUUUCAUCAAAAACCUCAGAAAAGCUGACCAAGUGUCUACUGUCUCUGAAUUGCCAAAUCUCAACAAGGACAUCUAA